UUGCGCGGCGAUACCUGCGCAAAGACUCACUUUUUCGCUCGGCUGAGUGUACCUACUGAUUAUACUGUGGUCGAGGUUCGAGGAACCGAAAAGUAACCUUUUCAUGCGGUUUUUACUUUCAAAGUUGAAGACGCUAUAAUCCAUCAGCCAGUGGAGUAAAAGAAAAAAAAAAUUUUUCACUUUCAACUUUCAUCAUAUAUUCCCCUCCUCGAGGGGAGAUUGAAGAUUGAUGGCUUGAAGGCGUAAAAUUCACCAACCGGUGGAACAACAUAACGAAAACCCCAUUUUCAAGUACUUUCAACGUUUAAUUAACCAAAAUUUCCUGUUAGAUCGCACUCCGUGUCAAAUAGGAGAUGGAUUCAUUAACCGACGUCAAGGAGAACCUCGAUCAGUCUAUUCGUCUGUUAAGUCAGCAAAACAACCAGCGGAGAUCGUUUUUGAGGUUAAGCGGCCAGCGGAGCACUACUCCGAGAAGGAUAUCACUGCAGGCGUCUGGUCAGUCGCGCAGGGACGCCGAUGAAUGUAAACAGAUACUCAGCGACACGCACAGUCCAGGGAUGCUCGAUAGGAUCGCAUGCCCAGCGGGACCCAGGCUGAGCAAACUACACAAUGUAGAGCUCGACACCUCACUGACCCUCGCGCCCCACGAGAUUCGCGACAUUAUGGUGCGCUCGGAAAGGAACGACAUCACCAUCAAGGAGAUGAUGGAAGACAGCACAGCGACCGGAGCGAUUCUGAAGGCAAACGAGCCAUGGCGGGAGGCCAAGGCCAAGCUCUACUAUGACUUUCUACAGAGUGUACAGGCACAUUUCUCAGAGGCGCAGGUCUUUGAUACCAUCGCGGAUUUUAUACAAAACUGUACCGAUACGCUGGACAUAAUGAGAGGUAUGCAGUCGAAAGUUGAGAACACAGAAAUAACAGAAGAAGAAAUUUCUUUAGAAAGUGAGAGGAACACGUGGAGACUGAUGUAUUGUCUCUAUCAGAAUCGCAUAAGUAGUGCUGGCUUAACUACGCAAAUGGAACAUGAUGGAUUAGUAAACAGCAAUUAUAUCUCUGAGAAGGAUGUCAUAGAAAAUUUGUAUAAGUCAGAAAGCUAUAUCAGGGAAUAUCAAUUGAUUAUUGACUGGCUAGAAAAAAAUGCUCUGGAUCAAGCAGAUAGAUAUCCAUCGAUAGAGUUAUUUACUGAUAAAACAGUAGCUUGGGAAAAUACAGUUCAUCAGUUGCACAAUCAAAAUUUAGGAAUUGCAUUUAGUUCAUCUAGACCACUGGUAUCAUCUCUCGAUCCUGAUGCACCAAUACGAGAGGGUAAGCCAUUACAUGAUCUGGACAGAGAAGAUGAUGCCAGACUUGAAAAAAGAAUGUUUAUAGAGGUACGUUGUGGACGUCUUCAGAAAGCACAAGCAUUAGCCAUGCAUUGCGGUCAACCUUGGAGAGCCGCAUGUCUAUUAGGAUGGAUUCCUAAUCACGAUCCAAAUUAUAGUAAUCUAUUAACAGAUACUAAAUUACCAAUCGAAGGAAAUCCUAAUAGAAGUCUUUGGAAAUUAUGUGCUUGGGAAUUGUCUCAAGAUAAACGCAUAGGUGUAUUCUAUCGUGCCAUAUACGCAAGUCUUUGUGGCAAUAUCCAACUAUUACUACAGAUAGCGUCAUCAUGGCAAGAUGCAUUGUGGGCGUACGUAAAGAGCCUUCUAGAUAUCAAAGUCGAAUCAGCACUGAGGUUAAUGAUGGUGAAAAUUUAUACAAUUAUGCCAGAAGAAUAUUGGAAGAAUGAAAUCUCAUUGGAAGACGCGUUCAAAGAGCUGCACGCGUCAAAAAAUCCGAUAAUACGUGCCCAGUCUAACAAACCCGAUCAUUUAAUUCAAAAAUAUAUAAUAUUAGAUCAAAUACCAAAAUUAAUGGAAGAGAUUGAAAAUAUGAUAGAUGUCGGCGCUUGCGACUCGCAGUUCCUCAGAUUUCUGGCACAUCUAAUACUAUUCUUCAGACAGAUCGGGAAAAGUACAAAGGAUAAAGUAGAAGAUAAAGUACUGCUGGCGUACGUUCGUGUCCUUAUUGAAAUGGGCGAUCCGACUUUGAUUGCGUUCUACACAGCUACGUUACCUCAGGAGGAUCAAAUAACCAACUAUGCCUCAUAUUUAGAGAGUGUUAAAGAGCACGAACAGCGCAAGAAAUGUCUGCGUGCGGCGGAAGACGCGAACUUGAAUGUAGAAGCGAUUACGAAAUUGGUAGUGGAGAAUAUACGUAAGAAAAACAUAGAAUCUGACCCAACGGACUUAAAAGGGACCAUCACCGAGGCGGACAUGGAAAAGAUUAAUGGUCUGGAUUGGCUGAUUUUUUAUCAAAGUCAGAGAGAAGAAGCAUUACGGCAAACAAACGCGCUUAUUAGGUACUUCCUGACUAACGAAAAGAUCGAUGCGGCGCGAAAAGCAUUUAACAAGAUCCCAUCAGAUUCGAUUGAAUCAGUUAUGACCGAUUAUCCGACUAUAGACUGCACGCUCAAUCUUACGAUAACCAAUAAUUUGUCCAAGAAAGCGGCGGCAUCAAUAAGGGAAUACCUUUGUUAUAAAACAUAUCUUGACGCCCAAGAGGGUUUCGGUGAAUGGUUCUCUCAUUAUCAUCACGGUAAACCUACGCUGCCGGAAGAGUUACCUGCGUAUGCCACUUUUACGGAAAAGGUUGCGUACGAUCAUAGAAAGACACAGUAUAAUUUAGAAUUCGAAAGAUGGAAGUCUACGAUGCAGCAUCAUACAAAGGCUGUAAAACAAUUAUUGUUUAAUGUUUUAUUAUUCCCUGACGGCGGUUGGCUCGUCGAUUCGAAGGGUAGUAACGAGGAGCCGUGCACGCCCGAGGAUGAACUUAGGGAACAUCAGUUGGAGAAAUUGCGAGAGCUUUGUAUCCCUAAAGUCACACUUUUGCUACAUUCAGUUAUGUCCGAAAUGAACGAGCACGAUGGCUGCAUUCAACUGGCUGACGUACUUGCCUCUGAGCAACAUCAGUUGUACAAAGUAUUUUCAAAGGGAAGAUUACGUGAGGUCUUCAAAAAGAUUUGUGAAUCUUCUCUCGUUUUAAUGGACCAAAAGAAAGAUCCUUGGGGAUAUCCGAAAUAAAGUUUAAAUGUAUAAUAAUAUAUUACUGUGUAGACCGUAUUUGUUGUUUACAGUGACAUAUUAUUUAUAUUGGUCAGACACUUGCUGGCUUUUCUAGCCGUCGUAUUAAAUGAGACAAUCUUCAUGGUUCUUUUUUUUCUUUUUUUUUUUUUUUUUAUAAAACCAGUUUAUUGUCAACCACAAGAAGUGAAUAUAAAAUUUGAUACAAUGUUCAAUAAUUCGUAAUCAUAAUAUAUCAUAUACCUCGUGAUUACUUAGAUAUGCUCCUUUUACCCAAUUAUAUUAAUAAAUGUGGCGCUAUCAAAGCCAUUAAGAUUAA
Messenger RNA from Wasmannia auropunctata (little fire ant), 3420 nucleotides. It is a transcript of the gene Nup107, whose product is annotated as nuclear pore complex protein Nup107. The transcript has 7 exons. Gene Ontology annotation, molecular function: structural constituent of nuclear pore. Gene Ontology annotation, biological process: regulation of DNA-templated transcription; protein import into nucleus; mRNA export from nucleus. NCBI's taxonomy places the organism in Eukaryota, Metazoa, Arthropoda, Insecta, Hymenoptera, Formicidae. The coding region runs from base 354 to 3101 and encodes 915 amino acids. The record is from RefSeq and is a predicted model, not a curated record. Gene Ontology annotation, cellular component: nuclear pore outer ring; nuclear pore.